AUGGAUGUAUCUGGUCAAGAUACAAGCGAUCACUGUACUAAUUCACCUGAAGGACCUGUAACCGUUGCACAAGCGAAAUAUGAUCCGUUUUUUACACGAAACCUAAGAGUUAUUGAGGAUUUAUUAAUUGAUGAGAAACGAUAUCACAGCACUCCUGGUUUCUGUGUUUCACAAUCUCCUGCAAGAACCACAUGGAUGAGACGAUCUCUUCUUAAUUGGCUUCGAGAUAUCUGUAUCCAUCGUGGGACUGAUGGUGAAGUUCUAGCACACACAGCACAGCUGAUUGACCGUUAUAUGCACAUAGUGCCAACUGAGCAAAAUGAGUAUCAACUUGUGGGUGCAACGUGCUUCUUCAUCUCUAGCAAACUGAAAGAAACUGUACCUAUAGCCUUAAGAAAAGUCACAGAAUACACAGCCAAUUCACUGACAGAACAGGAUGUCUUAGCCAAAGAACUUACAGUGUGUAUAUCACUCAUGUGGGACUUGACUUGCAUUACCCCGGUAGAUUUUGUCGCUCCUGUGGUUGAGUUCCUUGAAUUCGUACCUAGCUUGCGUCAAAUUAUUCGUCAGGCUGCACUUUGUAUAUAUAUUAAGGCUUUUCACGUUGAAGAAAUUAGUACUUAUAUGCCCAGCUAUAUAGCAGCCGCAUGUAUUCUUUAUGCUUUGAAUCUAACUGUACAUCGGGAUUUAAGUGAUACUGCUAUCAGAUCAGUUACCCGUAUUCAGCGAAUUUUAAGGCUUGAAGCACGUAAAAUGCGUGAAGCAUAUCAGAUUCUUCAAGCUUGCUUUGAACCUGGAACUGUGCAACUAUCAAAUGCUGUGUUAGAAGGUGAUAUAGAGCCCCCUGAAAGUCCCGUUCGUGAAGUACCGGUUCAUCUUGUCCAUCAAUUACAUUCCUCUUCUACAACACCAGUUAACACGACUGUAUUACUUCCACUAGCGACUAGUAUGUAUAUCCACCCACAUCUUAACUCGUCUAAUCAGUCUUCACUAACUUCUGUUGAUAUUCCUUCUCUAUCUACCUCCAUGGUUUUUGUAAAUAAUAGCGUAAUCUUUGAUCGUAAUUGUAAACCUACAACGUCCGCUUCUCUUUCAGCUUGUUCUACUUCAUCCCCUCCUUCAGAAGCUGAAAAUAUGGGAUUAAGUGAGCUAGAAAAUGAACAUUCUCGAUGCGCUUAUAUUAAUCGAUCCCGGUUAUCUAUGCCGUUAAUUCAUUAUUCUCAUUCUACCCAGUUUUGUCAUCAUUCUAAUGUAUCAGCUACUGAUAAAUUAAGCGAACGCAAACUGAUCCCAUUAGUUUGGGAAAAUCCAGUUUCAAAUCGGACAAAUCAGUAUAAGUAA
Messenger RNA from Schistosoma intercalatum, 1341 nucleotides. NCBI's taxonomy places the organism in Eukaryota, Metazoa, Platyhelminthes, Trematoda, Strigeidida, Schistosomatidae. The record is from the annotation of a GenBank genome assembly.